Triticum aestivum (bread wheat) is the source of this 5583-nucleotide messenger RNA. Its product is annotated as putative disease resistance protein RGA4. NCBI's taxonomy places the organism in Eukaryota, Viridiplantae, Streptophyta, Magnoliopsida, Poales, Poaceae. The transcript has 12 exons. Gene Ontology annotation, molecular function: ATP binding; ADP binding; protein kinase activity. The coding region runs from base 562 to 5277 and encodes 1571 amino acids. The record is from RefSeq and is a predicted model, not a curated record. Gene Ontology annotation, biological process: protein phosphorylation.
UGGCAAUGCAAAGAUUAGUCGUCAGUUUCGUGUGCCUCCAUUUUCCAAUUGUUUGGCAAGGACGUACGUACUUAUCUGUCAAUGCUUCUUGCAUCCUCGGCCUCCCAUUCUCUUCUUCUUUAUCUUUAAGCUUGCAUUUCUCUCAUGUAAGAAAUGGCUACGAAAAUUUGGUCGAUUCUGGAUCAUUAACCGGAAAUAUCACCAUAUAAUUUCUCUUCUUUUCUCGCCAUAGUCCCUUCUCUUGCUCACCCUCUUCUCCAUUGGUACUAACCGGAAAUAUCUGCCUUUGGAAGGGCCCUCUCCAGUUUAGUCAAGGGUUAUUACUUUGCCAAUGGUAACAAUAUGGAUUUUAUAUCCUCUUAAUUAGCUAAUUUGCUGCUGCUCUUGCCACAAACAAAUGAAGAUGGUGCUAGUGCUAUGCACCUCAUCAAGUAGGUCAAUAUGAGAUUUUCAAUCCUGACAUAACAAUACCUGAGCUUCUGAGUCAGAGUACAUGUAAGAAGAACAAGAUUAUUGGGACAUGAAGGCUCGUCUUAGCAGCCAGCCGGAGAUAUAGGUACUAUGGCGAGCAAUUUACAGAACAAAAGUCCACUGACACGGGAGUUUCCACUCGAGUUCUUACAAAGUAUUACGAAUAACUUUUCUGAGGACCGCAUAAUUGGCGAGGGUGGGUUUGCAGUAGUUUACAAGGGAGUAUUGGACAAUGGGGAAGAGAUUGCCCUGAAAAAGCUUACUCACACAGGGACUGAAGACACAAAAUUUGCAGAUGAGUUCAAUAACAUUGUUAGGGCGCGUCAUCAAAAUAUUGUACAGUAUGUUGGCUACUGCUAUCAUCCAGGUAGAUGGAUUGAGCACAAUCAACAAUAUGUUUUUGGUCAUGAGCCAACAAGAAUUCUCUGCUUUGAAUAUUUGCACGGUGGAGACCUUGGGAGACACCUUUCUGCAGAAGAGCAGCCAUGCGGACUUGAUUGGCAGACAUGCUACAAAAUAAUUCGGGGAGUGUGUGCAGGUUUGAAGUAUCUUCAUAGCGUAGAUAUUUACCAUCUAGACUUAAAGCCAGCAAAUAUAUUGCUGGACAACAACAUGAUGCCGAAAAUAGGAGAUUUUGGUAUAUCAAGAGUCUUACCUUCAUCAAAAACCAUUACCACCAAACCAGGAACAUUGAUAGGGACAAUGGGAUUCAUGCCACCAGAAUAUAUUGACAAACAAGAAAUCUCAUCAAAAUAUGACAUGUUCAGUUUGGGUGCUAUACUCAUACAAAUAAUGGCAGGACGCAAGAACUACUGCGAUUGUGGAAGUGUUCCUUCUGAAAAUUUCAUUGAUCUUGUAUGUGAAAUAUGGCGAAAAAAAGUACAUCCAGCAAUGUGGUCACACACAUGGAAAGAAGUUAAGGCAUGCAUCAGAAUAGCAUUAAGAUGUCUGGAGUAUGACCGACAUAAAAGGCCCACUAUAAGAGAGGUCGUCGAUGAGCUUAAUAGGAUCGAUAUUGAAGACAUCGUUGAUGAACUUGAUAGGAUUGAUAUUGACAUUUCUUCAGUUAGAGAUGAGGCUAUUAACUUACAAAGCAGGGUGGCAUUGGCCUAUAACCAUUACAAGAACUCAGCUUCGAUAGGGGCCCAUGCUAGCAGCAGCCAGCUCAAUUUCGCUCUUAACCCUAUGGACUACGAACACGAGUCCGUCAUGAGGAACCCGGAGUCCCAUGCUAUUGGAGGGCAUGCGGAUGUGUUGCAGACCAAUCAGGGUCACCGCUUCCAGAACCAAAAUCUCAGCUAUUUAGUGCUCUUUUGGUGCAGUUGUUCUGGAUUCAUUAGGGAGGAAGGAAGUGUUCAUACUCUUGUCACCAAGGAUAGAAUGGAUAUUACUGGGGUUACUAGUGACAACAAUGAGUAUGUCAAUCUUUUUCAGUGGGCUAGAUCUGCUAUUUCAUCGAAAUGGAGAGGCACUGAGGAGAAAGGCUUUCAAAAUAAACUGUUACACUUGGGAAGGGGCUUGCAACGUCUUAGUGAUACACUUCCUGAAAAGUAUGACCUCAUUAAUCGAGUAGAGUGGAGAAACCACAAAGAUGGUGUGGUUGGGCUCCUUCCAAAACUAAAGGAUGUGGUCUAUGAUGUUGAAGACCUUCUUGAUGAGCUAAGAUGGUACAACCAUAAGGUGAUAGUGGAGGGCAAUGCUAGCCAAUCAUCUAUUAUUGACUUCUUUAAUAGCUUCAUCAAUUUGAAUGAUAUCCAUGAAAGGUUGGAUUAUAUUUCCAAUAUCCUAGAGAAAAUGGGGCUUGGUGAAUUGACACCACGGUUUGACAAAACAGUUAGGCCGGAGACUAGCUCUUUCCCCAAUGAAACAAAAAUAUUUGGUCGUGGCAUGGAGCUAGAGCAGAUCUUGGGAUUGCUCGUGCCUAAACAUAGUAACACUCGUUUGAAACACAAGAGGGAAACUAGUGCAGAUGAAUCAAUACCAAAUCUUAUGGUUUUGCCGAUAGUUGGAAUUGGGGGUGUUGGAAAGACCACUUUGGCCCAGCAUAUCUGCAGUCAUCCACAAGUGAAAUCUCACUUCAACCCAAUAAUUUGGAUUUGUGUCUCAGAUGAUUUUGAUGUGAAGAGAUUGACUAAAGAGGUUAUCGAAUCUAAUCCUGGUAAAGUAGCAACAAGUGACAAUCUAAAUUCUCUUCAGAAUGCUCUUUCAAAGAUACUGCACAAUAAAAGGUUCUUGAUUGUCCUCGAUGAUAUGUGGGAUGAUGCUCUCAAGGAAAAUGGCCAGUGCUGGAAGAGGUUUUGUGCACCUCUGCAAGAUGUGCUACAAGGAAGUAUGAUAUUGGUCACCACUAGAUCUCCAAAGGUUGCUGGUUUAGUGGCUAAAAGUAUGGAACCAAUUAUAUUGGAAGGAUUAGACGAUGGUGUCUUUUGGAAUUUCUUCAAACUAUGUGCAUUUGGGUCUGAGAGUUCUGAUGAUUUUCCAGAGUUAGAGCUGAUUGGUAGAAAAAUAGUUCCCAAGUUAAAGGGCUCUCCUUUAGCUGCUAAAACUCUUGGACGAAUGUUACAGGAUGACCUUCGGACAUCACACUGGAAUUGUAUACUAGACAAUGAAUUGUGGGAGUUGGACCAAGAGACAACUGAAAUUUUGCCAGCCCUUCGGUUGAGUUACAUGUAUUUACCAUUCCACUUGAAAAGAUGUUUCUCAUUUUGUGCCGUGUACCCCAAAGAUAGGGAGUUUGAAAGGGAUUAUCUAGCUGAAAUUUGGGCUGCAGAAGGCUUUGUGAAAUGUCAAGGUGUUGUUCCACUUCAACAUAUUGGUUGUCAAUACUUUAAUGACCUUUUAAAUCGGUCCUUCUUUCAAGAAGUUCAAGGCAAAUACUUAAUCCAUGACUUGUUGCAUGAUAUGGCACAAAAAGUUUCCGAGGAUGAUUGUUUCAUUGUGAAAAGGACUGUUGACUUCAAAAGGGUUCCUCAGAAUGUCCGGCAUUUGUCUGUACUCACUGGCAAAGACAUAUACAAGUCUGACUUGUCGAGCCUAAGCCAGUACAAAAAGCUUCGUACCCUUAUUUGCAACAAACCUUUGGGAAAUAAAAAAACCCCAGCUCGUUUGGUUGAAGAUUGGUGCAAUGAACUUCUGCGUAUGCGUGUGAUUGUUUGUGCGUCUUUGAAUGAGUUACCAGCUAGCAUUGGCAAACUGAAGCAUCUUCGGUACCUUGAGAUAUCUAGAUCUUGUUAUGUCACCAGUUUUCCUACAGCAUUCUGUAGGCUCCAUAAUUUACAGGUUUUAUGUGUCAAGAAAUGCCAGGUUGAAAGCUUGCCCAGUGACUUCAAUAGGUUGAUCAACUUAUGGAGAUUUGAAUCACAGGGAUUUAAAUAUGGUCCAAAUAUUAGAGGAUUUCCAGAAGAAUAUUAUGGAGUAAAUAUUGAUGUAGCCGAAGAUAAGUUUGGACUAGGAUGUAGGUUCAUAAAGAAUGUGAAGCAACUUCGUGGACAUUUGGUGAUAAAUAAUGUUUACAAGCUAAGCAAGUAUCAUUCAGCAGAUGCCAAUCUAAAGAAUAAGGAUUGUUUUGACAAGGUGACGCUGCAAUGGGGAAAAUGGAGUACAAAAUUCAGCGACGAAAACAAGAUAGAAGUCCUUGCAGAUCUACAACCUCCUGCUAGUACCAAGUCUCUUGUCCUUGAGGGUUACCCAGGUGUUUCUCGUCCAAGCUGGUUUGAGCCACAAAGCCUGCCAAGCUUAACAUCCGUUUCAUUUCUUCAUUGUGAUCGACUCAGGAAUAGGAUACUUAAUGGCAGCACUGGUUUCUCGUCCCUGACAGAUCUAAUCAUUGAUGGGUGCUACCGUUUAUCAAGUCUCAAACAGCUUCUCCACCCAACUUAUCUACCAGUCAUCAAGAGAAUUGCACUUAUGAACUGUCGGUACUUAGUAUCUGUACCGACCGAACGAUUUGGGGAUUUUCGUUGCCUUGAAAUAUUCAAGCUGCUGAAUUGUGGAAAAAUAAACUCCGCGAGUUUGACUGCCCCCUCUCUCAAGAAGCUCAUGCUAGAUGGUAGCUGUGGGAAUCUCACGGACAAUAUCCAAUGCUGCUCUCUCACCAACUUUUUCCUGACAGACGGCACGUCCAUCCAACUACAAAUGUGGAAUCUUCCUGCUCUACAGGAAUUGCAUAUUAAAGGUGGAUCUCUUACAUCUAUUGGGCAAUCUGGACAUGUCUUCACCAACCUUACUUCCCUAACCAUCAGCUGGUGCGAUAAACUGUCCACCAUUGAUGGCCUCCUAGAAAAAGAAUAUCUACCUGCCAUUGAGAGCAUUACAUUUGCCGACUGUAUGAGUUUGUCCAUGCAUGGUGAAAGGUUUGGGGAUUUUUCUUCUCUGAAGGAUUUGAAAGUUUCUAGCUGCCAUAAAAUCAACUGGGCGGGAUUGGUGUUACCAUCGUCACUCCAAAGUCUCCACUUGUAUUCAUGUGGAGAUAUCUCUUCAUUUAUUACCAGCGGCCUAGAAAACCUUCAAUCCUUAGUUUCACUAAAACUAUCAUGGUGUUCGCAUAUAAGAUCCAUUCCAGGCCACCUUUGGAGCAGUACUCUCUCAUCGCUCCAGGAAUUACAGAUUCACUUUUGUUGGGACCUUGUGUCCAUUGGUGGAGCAGAUGACAUUUCAGAAAUACAAAAUGUGUGGAUUGAGGACUGUCGAAAUUUGAAGGGAAUAGAGCAGCCUCUGAAAAGAGGCAGCUUCUUCAUAGCCAAGAAGAAAGAGCAGCCUGUGAAAACAAGCUCAAAAUCGGUCUGGUGCAUGCCCACGGGGGAUUGAUGAAGGGGGUGGUGCUAGCUAGUGCGGCUAAUACCUCUUAGCUUCUGUAAUCUUGUUUUUGAUUGUUGCUUUGUGCUGUACUGCUUUUAUGUACAGACUUGAUUGGCAGGACGGAUUGACUGAUGCGCCAGGUUUUUUGUCCCAUAGGUUAUGCUCGAGCAGAGUAUAACUAGUGGGUUUUCCUGACCGAUGUCGAAUCGCGAACCUUUUCCCUGUUUCUAAGUAUUGUUGCUGAGUAUAACCGGUGGUCAGUUCAUUUUGUUGAAAAUUUAGUCAGAAUAUGCAAUGUUAUACAGUUAUUUACUA